GAUAAUAUAUAAACAGUUAGUAUGUCAAAAGAUAUUAGUAUCAAGACAAUUAUCGGAGCAGACGAGUUAGAACACGUAUAUCAGAUGGAGAUGUUGCGGCUGUGUUUUGUGGUGUUAGCUACAUCAGUGUCGCUGGCGUCAUGUGGCGGUUCGUGUCCUCCAACGUUAUCAGUGGACAUCUGUGAAGCUGCUUGCGGUCCCACAGUGUUGUGCAAUGCCCCACAACUCUGCUGCCCAACAGCGUGUGGGGGGGCUAUGUGUGUUGAUCCCAUGACAGAACGACACUUCGUCACAUUAGUGAAACCAGGUCGUUGCCCCGAGUAUCCUCGUGGGGUCUGGAUAUGCAGUCACACAUGUACGGGCGACUCAGACUGUCCCCGCGCUCUCAAGUGCUGCCCUAAUCGAUGUGGAGCUCUGACGUGCCAGAGACCAGAGACAGAGGACGUGCAAAUACCUUGAUAACUUAGUUCCAUAAUAUACUACUGGACAGUGCGAAUGAUAAAUUUAAUUUUUCCGUGAAAAAUUUAUGGUAUAAAAUUCUGAUUUUCAUUAAUAAAUGCGGUAAUUUUA
Messenger RNA from Melitaea cinxia (Glanville fritillary), 570 nucleotides. Its product is annotated as waprin-Phi1-like. The transcript is spliced from 3 exons. The coding region runs from base 22 to 459 and encodes 145 amino acids. The record is from RefSeq and is a predicted model, not a curated record. Lineage: Eukaryota; Metazoa; Arthropoda; Insecta; Lepidoptera; Nymphalidae. Gene Ontology annotation, molecular function: peptidase inhibitor activity. Gene Ontology annotation, cellular component: extracellular region.